This is a messenger RNA of Stereum hirsutum FP-91666 SS1, 2366 nucleotides long. RefSeq names its product UPF0187-domain-containing protein. The coding region runs from base 72 to 1766 and encodes 564 amino acids. The record is from RefSeq and is a predicted model, not a curated record. Lineage: Eukaryota; Fungi; Basidiomycota; Agaricomycetes; Russulales; Stereaceae. The transcript is spliced from 11 exons. Gene Ontology annotation, molecular function: chloride channel activity.
UUCUCUCUUCCCCACAUCCUACCGUUACGAACUCCCCAUAAUUAUAUUCCUUCAAAAAGCCCAUUGUCGACAUGGACGAAAAAGUGCCAACCGAGAGCGAGCACCAGCACUAUCUUGGUCUCGGUUCGCCAGACCCUUUUCAGCGUCCUCGUCGAUUUUGGCCGACUCUAUUUAACGCAGUCCUCGCAACGGCACUCUUUCGAUGCUGGCACAUUUUGAUAUUCUUUGCUGCUUGGUCUACUGCCAUCUGUGUCAUAUCACAUAAGGUCGUCAAUCUUGGGAUAUCGUCGACUUUGCUGACAGUGUUGGGUACCGUGUUGGGUUUUGUCAUUUCCUACAGAACGACGUCAAGUUUCGAGAGGUACAAUGAAGGCAGAAGGUACUGGUCGCAGAUCGUCCUUGCCAGUAGGACAUUUGCCCGAAUGGUCUGGUUCCACGUUCCUGAAACCAUGGCCGGCUGGGAGGACUCCAUGCCUGUACAAGAGAAGAAGGCUCGUGUCAUUGUCGAGAAAAAGACAGUGAUCAAUCUUCUUGAAGCCUUCGCCGUCGCAGUCAAGCACUAUCUCCGUGGUGAAGACGGAAUCUACUACGUCGACCUCUACCAUCUCGUCAAGUGCCUCCCUGCGUACUCUCUCCCGGCUGGGAUACCCUCCCAAGUCGACCUCACAGGGCAACCACCAAUGUCACCUACUGUUCCGUCGCUCCGAGAUCGUCGUCCUUCAGAUGUAAAGAGUACGCGGACGACAAGGUCGCAACCCAAUAUUCGGUUCUCGGAAACAGGAAAUGAACGCCCACCUCCUUUACCCAUCAGUUUUGGAAUCCCACCCAACGCCUCUGACUCACAACUUCCCAUGCCGGUUACGACAUCCUCCGGCAAUGGCCCGCAAAGUCCUACUUCUCCCAACCGCCGCGGCUUUAUGCCCACUCUCCGUCCCAUCAAAACCAACCAAAGUGGGCGCUACCCGCGGUCUGUUCUUAGUGGCCGCGAGUCAAUCGGCGACGAUUUCCUGCUUCCUGCGAGGAUGCCGCCGAAGUACCACUUGUUUGAUCUAUUCCCGUUUAGUCUAUUGGUGAAGGCGUUGACGAAGAGAGGGAAGGAGGUCAAGGGGAAGAAGGGUGCGAGACUGAGGGCCAAGCUGAAGAGUCAGGCGGUGACCAGCCACAAUUUGCCGCUGGAGAUCUCGUUGUAUUUGAGUUCAUACAUUGCCGCACUUCAGACUCGUAAAGCGCUCGACCCUCCGACGAUCACCAUCAUGAUUCAAACCCUCAAUCAGCUCGUAGAUGCUCUGACAGGCCUGGAACGGAUCCUCACCACGCCCAUCCCCUUCUCGUACUCGGUGCAUCUGUGGACAGUGACGCUCCUAUACUGUCUUUUCUUGCCGUUCCAGCUUUGGCUGUACCUUGGGUGGGUGACUAUCCCAGGGACCGUUAUUGCCUGCUUCAUCUUCUUCGGGUUCUUGGUGGCCGGUGAAGAAAUCGAAAACCCAUUCGGCUACGACAAAAAUGACCUCAACAUGGACCACUUCACCUCCAACAUCAUCCGCUACGAGCUCCGCGCUAUUACUGCUGCGCCUGCGCCAGACCCUCAAAUUUGGGCAUUCUCGCCUGCGAACGACCAUAUCUUCGCUUCGGCCUACACCCAUAGCACAUCUGGUGGAGCUGCGCAAGAUGCGGAAGAGGGGGCCCAGGGACAUAUGGUCGGUUCGCCUGAAGAAUGGGUUGGACGGGGUUUGGGGUCCAUCAGGGGGGCGUUGGCGAGGGUGUAAGUCACAUAUCAGAUACCUUCUUUAGCUCCGCGGCGUCGACUCGUCGCCAGAGCGUUAUGCGAUUCCUUGCUAGUCUCUGUCAUCUCUUUGUUGUCUUGCCGAGUGUUGUUACUUUAGAGUCGGACUCGCUUUUAUUUCUGUUCUUCCAUCCCUUUUUUUUCCUCGUUCUUGGCUCGCUCAGAUUCGCCCCAGGUCGGUCUGCUGCUGUUUCCCAAAAUUCAUUGAUCCCAUAGCGUCGAUAUUCGGAUUCGCUCUCACAUUUGCUAUCUCUCUUUAGCUCUUCUCUUGCAUAGUGACUCACUCGGUCUCCUUGCAUAUGUACAUAUAUUUCUUACCCACAUGUCUGUCUCUCUGUCCACCACACUCCCCUCAUGCCUCUCAUCUCAAUAGAUCUGUCCGCUCGUUACAUACAUUACAUAUCUCAUCCGCACAUACAUACACAUUCACAUACACAUAUACUUUGCAUUGGUCGUGGCUCGCUGUUACUAGUUCGUGUUACGGUGACGACUCUCAUGACCUGCUCCUGCUCCCAUCUCCCGAUCCCCCUCACGUCAUUUCCACGUUCUUGAUGCAUAGGUUGGUGGCUAGAUGCCAUUUCCC